AUGUUUCAUGUACGUGUGUUCGGUUUCUUUGGACAGUUUCAGCAUCUGAAGUUGAACGAAGCGCCCCAAAAGUUUGGUGAUGGCCCCUUCUUCUUCCAGAGCAACCAGUACCUUAAGGGUGACCCCCUCUUUUAUCACUCCGCAUCUUUGCCCUCUAGCAACACAGCCAAUCAUAACAACUUUCGGCGACACUACCGAAAUACUAACAAUAAUAACAGCACGAACAAUAAUGUUGGCAGUGGUACAUGGAAGUCCAACUUCAAGACUGAAGAAGAGCUCUUCGGGGCCGCAAAGGCUACCAUAAACAUGCAGUUGUACGAUAGCAUACCAGUAAAGCAGUCGGGUCCGGACUGGACUGCUAUUGAUCCGCUGGCAUCCUUCAGUGAUGUCGAGUUGCAUCAAAUCUUGAUGGACAACAUUGAGCGGGCCCAGUAUACGCAUCCGACUCCUGUGCAGAAAUAUGCCCUGCCCAUUGUACUGGCAAAACGUGACCUAAUGGCUUGUGCCCAAACCGGUUCUGGCAAGACAGCUGCCUUUCUGCUGCCGAUUCUGCACAUGAUGCUGCAACCAAAUGUAUCGGAUGAAGUUGAGGAUUCGACCCCAACACCCAGCGGAAUGACCUGCCCUUCGUGUCUCAUUCUGGCACCCACCCGAGAAUUGUCAUGUCAAAUCUAUGAUGAGGCUAGGCGGUUCUCCUAUCACUCGGACCUCAAAACCUGUGUAGUCUAUGGUGGAGCGCCCGUGAGCAAUCAGAUGCGAGAUCUCUCUCGGGGUUGCGACUUGUUGGUCGCUACUCCUGGCCGCCUUGUUGACAUGAUUAGCCGCGAAAAAGUGACUCUAAAAUCCAUCAGAUUCCUCGUUCUCGAUGAAGCUGACCGUAUGCUUGAUAUGGGCUUUGAGCCGCAAAUUCGAAAGAUUGUUGAACAAACUGGGAUGCCCAAAUCAGACAAGCGUCAGACGCUCAUGUUUUCAGCCACCUUUCCCACCGAGAUUCAGACUUUGGCAAAGGAUUUCCUGAACAGUUACAUUUUUCUGGCUGUGGGACGCGUCGGCAGCACCAGCGAAAAUAUCUCUCAGGAAGUUUUCUACAUCUCCGACAAAGACAAACCUGAACUUCUUGUGCGGAUUCUAAGGGAGAAAGAACCGCAGGCACUCGCAUUAGUCUUUGUGGAGACUAAGAAGGGUGCCGAUCUGCUCGCUCAGUACCUCAGCCGCCUCCAGUUCCCCGUCUCCUCCAUCCACGGCGACCGUCCCCAGGCAGACCGUGAGAGGGCCCUGUCCUCUUUCCGAUCUGGCCGCACACCUGUGCUAAUCGCCACGGCGGUCGCGGCUCGAGGUCUGGACAUACCUAACGUAAAGGUAUUUCCGAAAGUCCUUGGAGUGGUCUCCUUUUUUUUACCAGUACCUCUACUUGCCCACUUUUCACUUUUUUCGCCAAUCUCACUUGUGAACAGCCAUCCACUCAGCCAGGGGAACUGUUGA
Messenger RNA from Dibothriocephalus latus, 1482 nucleotides. The record is from the annotation of a GenBank genome assembly. NCBI's taxonomy places the organism in Eukaryota, Metazoa, Platyhelminthes, Cestoda, Diphyllobothriidea, Diphyllobothriidae.